Rhopilema esculentum is the source of this 2912-nucleotide messenger RNA. Its product is annotated as zinc finger C2HC domain-containing protein 1A. The record is from RefSeq and is a predicted model, not a curated record. Lineage: Eukaryota; Metazoa; Cnidaria; Scyphozoa; Rhizostomeae; Rhizostomatidae.
UUUUUCUCGAUAAAAACUGACAUAAUUGUUUUUAAAUCAUUUUUUUAUGUAUCUCCGUGAUCUCCGUGGUUUUCAAGUAAAAGCUGUUUUCGCUUUCCAAAGAUUGUAAGAAUUUUAUAUUUUCAGCACGAAAUUGGUUUGACUUUCUUUCCAUUUAAGCAAAGUAAAUUAUAACAAAAAAUUUUCUUUUUCCUACCUUGGUUUACCUUCAAAUUCAAAGCAACAGAUGAAGAAGCUCAUUAGGUUUAAUAAUCCUGUUAAUAUCAAAAGUUGUAAUUACAGAGCUUGUUGUUUUGCCAUUUUCUCACAAAGUUGCGAAGUUUCAAAGGUCACUAUAUAUAACUUCACCUUUCUCUUUAUGUCUAGGAACAUUUUACAGAUCUAACUUUUCCAUCAGCUGUUUUUUCUCACAAGUCGCUCAAGUAAACUUUUUAAAAUACCCAUAAAGCACUUUGCAAUCUUUUGAGUAAAAAACUGACCCAUUUUAAGUACUCUGUAUCCGGAGAAAAACAUGCUUGAUAGUUUUAUGCAAGACAUGUAACUGGAAGUAUAGCUAGCACCUUUCAAUGCACUCUCUACCAACAAAGAAUGUUGUCCUUUUGAUAUUGUGAACAAUUCUCAGGCCAAAACGAUUUGGAUUGCACAAGUGCUAUGCCUUUAUAACGUCCGCUAAAAACCGAAGAAACCCCUUAUGAAACUAAUAUAGCUAAGAUUAAAAAACUUCUUUCAAAAAUAUCUUAGUAGAUUUUUGAAUCAAUAAAGCCAUUGGAUAGCAAACAAACUCUCGUAGCACAGCAAACAUACAGUUAGAAUAAUUUACUUAACACACGGGGGAUGGAGAAAUUCUUUUCGACCAAAGGAUGGAUAAAUGAUAAAUUGCGAUGGCGUUUAUAAGGUUCUAUAAUCCUCGACAAAACCUCUUGGAGAACAGUGCAUAUUCACUGCAUAUUCCCCUUGCCCCUAAACAAUGAUUUCUAGCACCUUUACUGGGGGCUAGCGUUAUAAAAAUCCCCAAAAAUUCGCCAAACUUUGUAACCUUGGUGAUUUUAUGUUGGGAACGAGGCUGACAGGUGGUCACCAGUUUGCUGUGGAAACUGUCAUCAUUCGAAUACAGAAAUGGCGGGUAUUUGAACUCUCUUCUGUUUGAUUUGUAAAAGAAAAACGGAAGAGGCUAUUUGCUUUGUUGCUUCGCCGUAUCUCAAAGUUUUGGAUGAUUCGUCUGCAAGUUAUCGGAUAAAGUUUUAUAUUUUAAAAAGUUUUAAUCUUUACUCUUGUCAUGAUUUAAUAGUUUAGGCCACAUCCUGGUGUUUUGCAGCGCAGUCAAAACAUCUGCUUUUAGCAAGCCAAGUAAUUAAGUGACCUGCCUCCUCCUCCUGGAAUAUUGAUAUUUAUAUGGUUCUCUUGCCAAUUUGACAUCAAGAUGGCCGAGUAUGAGGCAUUCAGAGACAUAAGAACACCAUCAACUUUACAUCCAUGCUCAAAUUGUGGCAGAACAUUUAAUCCUGAGACAUUGCAAAGGCACGAGAAAGUAUGCAACAGUCAAAAACAACGAAGAGUGUUUGAUUCAAGUAAAAUGCGUUUGCAGGGGACAGAAGCUGCAACUGUCAAAAGGAAACCCAGCCCUCCACCAUCAAAAACAAAGAAACAGAUAUCAUCAUCUUCAAAGGAUAAAUCGAACUGGAGAGCAAAGCAUGAGAACCUGAUUGCAACCUUGAAGGCAGCACGGGGCGAAGGUCCAGCUGUAGCUCCUACGGUGGAUCCAGGUUACGUUGAAUGUCCUUACUGUACCCGAAAUUUCAAUGAAUACGCAGCAGAACGGCAUAUACCCUUUUGCAAAGAGCAGAAUGCACGAUUGCCAAAGAAUAGUGGAAAUUCCAAGUCAAAACUCACAAAGAGAACUCAGUAUAAGCCUCCUUUACCUGGAUCAAAGAAAGGCAGCUCAUCAUCAUUAGCAUCAGAUGGAGGCACACCCAAACAGAGGCCUUUACCAGCCAAAGGCUCGACACAAACACCGUCUUCGGGCGGAAUAGCGAAGCGCUCACCUGCACCAUCGCCAACACUGCGUCGGAAAAAUGCUCCUGAGCAGACGGAUUCUCGUGUACUACGGAGGCAAUCUGCCGCCUCUCCGCCUCCACAGCGUCAGAAUGAGUUUGGUUCUACAAGGGCUGUUGAGAAGAAUUAUAAUUACAAUGAGCAGUACCAAGCACGGCAGAAACAACAGCAGGGACAAUACAAAGAGAAUUAUCGAGCGUCCAGUGGCAGUUCUUCUGAUUCCGAUGCGCAUCGUGUUGGUUCAGGGAAACAGCCCCCUGCAUGGCUUAAAGAUUUCAAAAAGACUGAAGAUACGUCAAUAUUGCCAGAAAGAAAGACAGAUAGUUCUUCUGCUAGCUCGAAAGGACGCCACAGUGGGAGGCAACGCGAAACUUCGAACCGAGAUGUUUUCGAUUUCGACGAAAAGCCCAUAAAACCAAUCCGCCGCAAUAGCGAAUAUGACACUGAUGAUUUCGGUCCACCACUGACGAAACCGACAGCUGUCGGUGUUGUGCGACCGUCUUCACGGGAUGUUUCGGGCAAAGAAGACAGAACACCAAGUGGACGGCGAAAACUUGCGAACUUUUGCCAUGAAUGCGGGACAAAGUACCCGGUGCAAACGGCAAAGUUUUGUUGUGAAUGCGGUGUCCGGAGAAUGCAUGUGGAACAAGCCUAGAAGAACACUUUAUUCCUGAAAUUUGAAAUGAUAUUUCGCACGAUACAGUAUAGUUACGUAUUAAUGUUGCAUCUUUUGUAUUUGUCGAACUGUAUUUCAAAAUCUGACUUCGUUGGGUGUCAUGCUUCUAAAGCACCUACUUAUCCAAGGUAAUUGUACAUUGUUUGAUAUCAAUUGAGCCAUGUUUUGAAUUUCUUUUAAUAAA